AUGCGUAGAAUACUACCGUCGAAAAAGAGUAAAAAGAGACCUGGUGACCUUAAGAUCCCUAUUCCUCUUGUGGGAGGUGUAUACAACGCAAAUCUCACUGAUAAUCAAAUCGAUCAACUACUCACAGGCCGUCGCCAUGAUAAUUCAUUGUCAACAGCAACAAACGAUCAUCAUCAUAAAAAAGCGUCCUCUAUCGCUGAGGAAAGAUCAAAUGCUUAUGAGGAGAAACCACCACCACGACCUAUCAGCUCACCACCUAUUCUUGCUAUGCCUAAUCCACGUCGACCCUUUGCUCCAAAAGAUUCUGUUCUUCAAUGCCCGGAAUAUGAUAAGACGCAAAUUGAAAAUAGCACUAUCACCACCAACACCACAACACCACCACCACUCUCUGCAGAGAGCAACAACAGCGACCAGCAGAGUGUGCUUGUAUUAUUACCACAAAAUUGGAAAGAGAUUCCUAACCACAUUCAACGAGAGCAAAUCAUGGCUGCACCAGAAAGACCAAUGUUGAUGGAUGAUUCUGAACAGUGGGCAGAAAGCAGUGAAGAUUCAAAUUUGCAAUAUACUUCAGCGCCCCAAUCACCCCUUGUUUCAGAUGAUGAUCCUUCAUCCACUGCCCUGUCAUUCAACCAUCAAUACAAACAUCACCAUUUAUCAUCUGACAGUUCCACACCAAGAGCACAUCGCCAUCAACGUGCUGCUAACAAUAUCCGUCAACCACCUCCAAUCAUCCAACCAACAAUGGCACCUUCACAAAGACCACCUGCUGCUGCACCAGAACACAAUGUUAUCAGCCUUGAGGCGUUGAAACGACAAGUAGAUAUGAUUCAACAACAGCGAGAACUAGAAAGACGUGAAUGGGAAAGGAGAGAAAUGGAACAUCGGCAACGUGAACAAGUGAUGCUUGAUAAGAUCAUGGAUACUCAACGACAACUUGAAAGAGCCUUGGCAGCAAGCAGCAAUAGUAGCAAUAGCAGCUCAUCCAAUCGGCGGCGUAAUAUCACAAUACGCCCCUUACCGCGUGAUCAUGACGAUGAUGAUGAUGAUGAUAGUGAUUCAUCUAUUGCUGCAGCACCUGAACGAAUACGACGAUCGCAACGUCGACGAUCAGCUCCUGGAUCGCCUCAAUAUCAUUCAGCUGUUGAAGAAGACCAUCUUGAUCAAGAUGAUCCAAUGGCAUCAUUUCCAAGACGUCGUGCAGCAGCAGCAGCAGCAAGAAGAUCUUCCAUUCGUGAUGAUACAGCAGCAGCUUACAUGUCAUUACCAGGUCCACAUCACCAUCACCAUCAUCGUUUACGACGCCCUCAUCAUCAUCAUCCAUCUGCAACAACGACUACUAUUAUGCACCUACAUCCUCCUCCUCCUAUUCGUCCUCCUCCACAUGCAACACCAGCUGGUGGUCCACCUCCACCUCCUCCACCACCUUUACUUUAUGAUGAAUGGGCUGCUGCUGCUGCUGUUGGAUGGGGUGGUCCACCACCUCCACCACCACCUCAUUAUCCUAUAGCCCCACCUUUUUCAGAAAGUGCAUAUCAAGAUGAGCCUGCAUUGUAUCGUUCAUACAAUCGUCGUUCAUUAAGACAGCAACAGCAACAACAAGCACCAGGAUCAACACGUAUACAACAUCGACGACCAAGUGGCUAUCAUACCUUCGUUGAUGGUCCACCUUCCUUAGGAUAUUGA
Molecule: messenger RNA, 1683 nt
Organism: Lichtheimia ornata
Lineage: Eukaryota; Fungi; Mucoromycota; Mucoromycetes; Mucorales; Lichtheimiaceae
Exons: 1
Coding region: 1-1683 (560 amino acids)
Biological process (GO): actin filament polymerization
Cellular component (GO): cytoplasm; actin filament
Molecular function (GO): microtubule binding; actin binding
Source: RefSeq, a predicted model, not a curated record